Lycium ferocissimum is the source of this 921-nucleotide messenger RNA. RefSeq names its product protein VACUOLELESS GAMETOPHYTES-like. Bases 76 to 918 code for a protein of 280 amino acids. The transcript has 2 exons. Lineage: Eukaryota; Viridiplantae; Streptophyta; Magnoliopsida; Solanales; Solanaceae. The record is from RefSeq and is a predicted model, not a curated record.
UAAAGUCUUGUAUCGUCGUCUUCCUCUUGGAAGUUACCCAUUAUUUAAUUUCCAUCCAAGAAAAAAAACCAAGAUAUGGCAAUUCUCCUAACGAACACCAUGAGACAUUUCACCCACCCAAAACAUCCAAUAACACUACAUGAUGAUACCAUUAACCCUAAAUAUUUGUGUGAGGGUUGCAUGACCUAUGGCUCAGGAAAAAGAUAUUACUGCCAUGAUUGCACCUUUAACCUGCAUGAAUACUGUGCGACAUGUCCGCGAAAUCUCUCGUCUUUCAUGCAUCCCCACCAUUUACUCACGCUCGUUGGACGCGAUCACCUGCCUGAUCGCGUCUGCAAAGUCUGUUGCGACCCUAUCGAAGGCCUAUCUUAUAGGUGUGCGCUUUGUGAAUUCAACGUCCACCCUAUAUGUACUCUCUUGCCAGACACACUCAAGCAUAUCCUACAUCAGCGGCAUCCUUUAAGGCUUUUGGGCUCAUCUCAACCAGCUGGAAAUUGUGCUGUUUGUAGAGAAGCAUGUGAUGCUUCUUCAUGGCGUUAUAGGUGUGCACUAUGUGAAUUUGAUAUUCAUAUAGGUUGUGUGACGGUACAAUGUAUAAAUACAUCGACCCAUCGAGGAAUUCCUACGUAUGUUCCACCGUAUGUAUUUCCUCAGCAACAAUAUUUGGGUGGUUAUGCUUAUUGGAAUCCUAGCCCCAACACUUUUCCUGGUCCAUCUAAUAUGCAUCAUUAUAACUACAAUACGCCACAACCACAACUCCACCAACAACAUCAAGGUCCCGGACAAGCGCAAACUCAUAAUGGUGGAAGUGGUGGACGAAUUAGGCAAGUGAUGUUUGAUCUGGUGAAAGCAAUUGCAAUUGGGGUGGUUUCCAAUAUGAUAUUUGGGGUGGAUGUGUCUCCAUUUUUUGCAUUUUGAUAU